Cucurbita maxima (winter squash) is the source of this 1795-nucleotide messenger RNA. Its product is annotated as UDP-sulfoquinovose synthase, chloroplastic. Bases 183 to 1637 code for a protein of 484 amino acids. The record is from RefSeq and is a predicted model, not a curated record. Gene Ontology annotation, molecular function: UDPsulfoquinovose synthase activity. The transcript has 3 exons. NCBI's taxonomy places the organism in Eukaryota, Viridiplantae, Streptophyta, Magnoliopsida, Cucurbitales, Cucurbitaceae. Gene Ontology annotation, biological process: glycolipid biosynthetic process; sulfolipid biosynthetic process.
CGGCAGGAUAAGCCGAAUAUGCUCUUAGCCACGAUUUAGAUUCUAGCUCCUCCAAGACAGCGAGCCAAAAGUUGUGUUGCUUCUCAGUACCAAUUCCUCCCUACUCCAAAUUAUUCACAGUUCUCAACAUUUGGAUCAGCUUCACCGCCGUUCAAGAGAAUUAGUAUUGCGUGAUCGUUGAUAUGGCACAUAUUCUUUCAACUUCAUGCUGUUUGAAGAUCUCCUCCUCCAGCAAGAAAUCUUACUUUAAACCAUCAAAUGAGAGUUUAACCUUGUUUUCUGCAUCAUUGACUUCAAAAACAUGUAAAUCACUAAUGCCAAGGCUUGUCUGGCAUGAAAAGAGACUGGCAAGAAAGUGUGUUGUCCGAGCAACCACACUUCCAACGAGCCAGGAAGCCCCCACCACUCAAUCCACCUCUGGAUCUCUUGAUGGGUCAAGUCGAUCGUCCAAGGCAAAGCGGGCGAUGAUCAUUGGCGGAGAUGGUUACUGUGGUUGGGCUACUGCUCUUCACCUCUCCAAGAAAGGAUAUGAGGUUGCCAUUGUUGACAACCUUGUUCGCCGUCUCUUUGACCAUCAGCUUGGUCUGGACUCAUUGACUCCUAUUUCCUCCAUCCAUAAUCGCAUUCGCUGCUGGAAAUCUUUAACUGGGCAGACUAUUGAACUCUUCAUUGGUGAUAUUUGUGACUUUGAGUUCUUAGCAGAAACCUUUAAAUCAUUUGAACCUGAUGCUGUUGUCCAUUUUGGUGAGCAACGUUCUGCUCCAUAUUCCAUGAUUGAUCGAUCAAGAGCUGUAUUUACUCAACACAACAAUGUGAUUGGAACUCUCAAUGUGCUUUUUGCUAUUAAGGAGUUUAGAGAAGACUGUCAUUUGGUGAAGCUGGGGACUAUGGGUGAAUAUGGGACUCCCAAUAUUGACAUUGAAGAAGGUUUCAUUACUAUAACUCACAAUGGAAGAACAGAUACUCUACCUUACCCCAAGCAAGCAAGUUCUUUCUAUCAUCUAAGUAAGGUUCAUGAUUCACACAAUAUAGCUUUUACUUGCAAGGCUUGGGGGAUCAGAGCUACGGAUUUAAACCAAGGGGUUGUUUAUGGAUUACGAACAGACGAGACCGCAAUGCAUGAAGAGCUGUAUAACAGAUUUGAUUAUGAUGGGGUGUUUGGGACUGCAUUGAACCGUUUCUGUGUUCAGGCUGCUGUUGGUCAUCCACUCACUGUAUAUGGCAAAGGCGGUCAGACUCGAGGAUAUCUUGACAUAAGAGAUACAGUGCAGUGCGUAGAACUCGCCAUUGCAAAUCCAGCGAACCCGGGAGAGUUUCGUGUCUUCAAUCAAUUUACAGAACAGUUUUCUGUCAAUGAACUUGCUGCUCUUGUCACGAAAGCAGGACAGAAGCUCGGGUUAGAUGUCCAGACCAUAUCUGUGCCAAAUCCAAGGGUAGAGGCAGAGGAACAUUACUACAAUGCCAAGCACACCAAACUCGUAGAGUUGGGUCUAAAACCAUACCUUCUGUCAGAUUCUCUUAUUGAUUCAUUGCUCAACUUUGCUAUCAAGUAUAAGGAUCGUGUCGACACCAAACAAAUAAUGCCAAGUGUUUCAUGGAGAAAAAUUGGAGUCAAGCCAAGAACUAUCACUGCCUAGCGACGUACUUAAUUUAUAUAGCAGCCGUAUCUCGCAGCUUCUGCUAACGGAGUUGUUGUCCCUCUCAACAUUUUGUAGGCAGGAGGAUAUACAUCUUAAUGAAAGCUCUCCAUCAGUAUUAUCUAAAUUUCCUUCCUUAUUUUCAGGACGAAUACUAA